This is a messenger RNA of Caenorhabditis angaria, 1445 nucleotides long. Lineage: Eukaryota; Metazoa; Nematoda; Chromadorea; Rhabditida; Rhabditidae. The record is from the annotation of a GenBank genome assembly.
AUGCUUAGAAGUGCUAGAUUUUUAGUUGUUUUGCAAUCGAAGAGAAAUGCUGGAGGUAAGGAGAAAAAAUUGAAUGCGCAUUGGCCAAACUAUGACAGGGUAUUCAAAACAGAUAACUUUAGAAAAAAAAACCAGAACAAAAAUUGUAGGUUGGCCUGCAAUUUUUGUAUUUUUUUUUUGUUUUCAAACUUUCGCAAUAGAGCGAACAUAACAUUUUUGAGGUUUUUCCUUGGCCGAGAAAUCACCUCAAAAUUCUAGGCCACAAUGAUUAUUUUCUUUUUUUAGGCGUAAAUUGGUCCAUUCCCGGAAAAGUGCUCAGUCUUGAGCAAAAACAAUUCUACAACAAAAAUGGCUUUAUCAUGAUCAAAAAUUGUGUGAGCCAAGAAGAUUUGGCAAAAUACACGACACGAUUCAAUGAGAUUUGCAAGAAAACAGUGAAACCGCCAAAAACCAUGCUGAUUAUGAAAGAUGUGUCGUUUGCUAAGCAAGGAAAGAAGAAAAGUAAGAAAAAUUUAGAAAUAUAACUAUAGAAGAAUAUUAAUUUUAGACCACGCUACGAUAACAAAAUUGCAAGAUUUCGGUGAUGAACCAGUCCUAUUUUCUUACUGUGAAAAUCUAAAAAUCACUGAUAUUGUUCGAGAUUUAAUCGGAAAUCCACAAACAAAUAUUCAAGCGAUGCAUACAAUGUUGAUCAAUAAACCACCAGAUACUGGAAAAUUGACAUCGAGACAUCCGAUGCACCAAGAUUUGACAUAUUUUCCAUGGAGACCUUCGGAUUUGACGAUUUGUGCGUGGACGGCGAUGGAAAAGAUUACGAGGAAAAAUGGAUGCUUGACGGUGGUGCCGGGAACGCAUAAAGGGAAAUUGAUGGAGCACGGAUAUCCAGAUUGGGAGGUGAGAUUGGUUUGGAUGACAAAACACAAAAAUUGAAUUAUUUUCUGCAAUCUUUGAUCUACCUGUUUCUUUAAAAUUUCAAAAACUAGGGAAAACAUUUUACAAAUUUCAAACAAUUGUUUAAAACAGGUCAUCCCGAAAAGUAUUCCAACUAUCCAUUUUCCACUAAAGAUUCAAAAUGUUUCCAGGGUGGUGUGAACGAAGCCUAUUAUGCAAUCAAAGACUAUGACGUGAAUUCGCCACGUGAAUACGUUGAAAUGGAUGCCGGUGACACGGUGUUUUUCCAUCCAAAACUUUUCCAUGGCUCGGGAGCAAAUCGCUCAUCAGGUUUCCGAAAAGCCAUUUCUUGUCAUUACGCGAAUUAUGAUGAAUCGAAAUAUAUUGAUGUUAGUGGAACAUUUCAAGAGAAAUUGGGAAAACAAAUUGUGGAUUUGAUAUUGAAACAUCCGGAAAGAUAUGAUUUGCCGGAGGAUAAGGAAAAAGUGGAUUUUGAAUGGACUUGGAGAUUUAGAAGUCGACCAGUUGGACACAAAGGAAAGGAUAAUUUGUGA